Messenger RNA from Sporisorium graminicola, 3723 nucleotides. RefSeq lists its product as uncharacterized. Gene Ontology annotation, cellular component: endoplasmic reticulum membrane. The transcript has a single exon. NCBI's taxonomy places the organism in Eukaryota, Fungi, Basidiomycota, Ustilaginomycetes, Ustilaginales, Ustilaginaceae. Bases 1 to 3723 code for a protein of 1240 amino acids. Gene Ontology annotation, molecular function: mannose-ethanolamine phosphotransferase activity. The record is from RefSeq and is a predicted model, not a curated record. Gene Ontology annotation, biological process: GPI anchor biosynthetic process.
AUGGCGACAUCACCGCCACAGGCGCGGUCAACUUCAGCACUCAAUCCGCCCCCGGUGCUUUCGGGUCAGCAUCCGGCGUUCGGCGAUUCACUCCGCCGUCGACGCCGAUCUUCUCACUCUUCGCAUGGCUCGCACGACUCACACGGCUCAGACUCUUCGCACUCGUCGCACUCGUCUUAUGCAGAGAGACAUCCAGACCGAGUGCCGCAAAAAGCCGCUUCCCCGAACAAUGCGUUCCUCAGCGUCGUGGGGUUGCUCGCGUUGGUGCUGACGUACACGCUGGUGGGAGUAUGGCUGUUCGUCAAAGGGUUCUUGCUAACGAGGCACGAGCUGACGGGGAUCAGCGAGUGCAGCAAGUCCGCGGAUGGCUAUUGGACACUACCUAGCCCUCCAGCGACGACGGACGAUGAGGCGCUGUUGAGCUGGGCCCAGGCUGCGUUGGAUCCGAUCACGGGCGAGGGCGAGUGCAGACUGGCGCCGACGCAUUCCAAGGCGGUUGUGCUGAUUGUCGAUGCGCUGCGAUACGAUUUCAUCGCUCCUCCUCCUCCGUCUGGCUCGGUAGCAAACGAGAGCGGGUGGAGCCCGAACCCUCACUACCACAAUGUGCUCACCCUGCCGGCAGAGUUGACCGCCAAACACGGUAUUCCAGCCUUCGCGGAUCGGCCGGGCCCCGCGUCGUUCGUAGCACACUUCACUGCCGACCCGCCGACCACAACCCUGCAACGGCUCAAAGGGCUCACUACGGGCACGCUGCCGACCUUCUUCGAGGCAGGUGCCAACUUCGGUUCUGCGGGGACCGGUGUCGGUCAGGUCAACGAGGAUAACUGGAUUGCUCAGUUCAAACGAUCCAUCUCGUCUUCUGGUGCAAGCAACGCAGGUCUGGUGUUUGCAGGCGACGAUACAUGGAGUACAGUGUUCCCGGACCUCUUCGAUGCAGACACAACCUGGACGUACGACUCAUUCAAUGUCGAAGAUCUCGACACGGUCGAUCGUGGAGUUGAGGCCAAGCUGUUACCUUUCCUGCAGCGAGACCAUCCGGAACGCAAAGCUGGCGUGCACGACUCGUGGCGCUUGCUCGUGGGGCAUACGCUGGGUGUCGAUCAUGUCGGGCACCGCUUCGGAGCCAGUCAUGCCAAGAUGAAGGUCAAGUUGCAAGAGAUGCAACUGUUGCUUCAAAAUAUCACCGACGCCGUGGACGAUGAGACGCUGGUGGUGGUUAUGGGCGAUCACGGCAUGGACGAGCGCGGGGAUCACGGUGGCGAUGCCGAGCUCGAAAUUGGUGCCGGUCUGUGGAUGUACUCCAAGUCCGGGUUUGGCCACACUGGUCGGCGCAAAGAUCUCCGUCCAGACCCAGCAGAGUACCUCUCCUCCCCUGACGUCGAAGCAAUCUCUCCCUCAAGGAUCCCAUUCACCCCGCUCCCCUCGCCCCCCUACCCUUCCGACGGCCACAGAAGCAUCCCGCAGAUCGACCUCGUCCCGACGCUCUCGAUCCUCCUCGGCCUGCCCGUCCCCUACAACAACCUGGGCAGCGUCGUCCCCGACCUCUUCUCGCACCCGCACACCCUCCUCCGCGCCCUCCGCAUCACCGCCACGCAGAUGCGCACCUACGUCGCUGCGUAUUCGAAGCACUCGCCCGAUCUCGCCGCGUUCCAACCGGAGUUCGACGCGCGAUGGCUGGACGCUGUGCGCGCGGAUGCCGAGCUGGCUCACGUUCUAUAUGCAGGCCGGAAGAAAACGGCUGACGACGUGGAGGUGGCGCUGAGGAGGGCGGCACAGGCGUAUCACAGGUUCAACCGGGUGAGCUUGGGCAGGGCGCGAGAGGUGUGGGCGCAGUUUGACAUGGUGAGAAUUGCGCUUGGGUUGGCCGUGUUGGUGCUGACGUUGGUGUGUGCGUGGGUGGUGAGGGGUGGCGCGGUGGAUGGGUUGGUCGGAGUCUUGCAUAGCGGUGGAGAUGAUGAGAAAGAUGGUGCGCAAGCAGAGCGGGGAGGGGAGACGGCGGUGAAGAGGCGCACGGAGACGACGCAGGAGCUGUACGCUGUCGUGUGGAAGUCUGUCUCCCGGCCGUUGCUUGUCGGUGCGGUGCUGGGGGCUGGCUUGCACUAUACGACCCUGCUCCCCCUCCCAGCGGUGGUCGCAUCGAUCCUUCAGCCACUGACGCUUCUCGACAGCAUGCUCGGCGGCGCCACGCUCACUUCGCAGCUCUCUCUCCUUUCCACGCAUCUCCCAUCAUUCCUUCAACGGUCCCCACUUCAAGACACUCAGGCCUCCUCCGUUCCAGCCACAACCACCUUGCUCAAUACAGCAGGCUGGCUCGCCCUGCUCGUCCAUGCCUUGCUGUUUACUUCGAACUCGUUCCUGGUCUUCGAAGAUCGGUUCGUGCUGCUCGCGCUCACGUCGUUGCUCUUCAUCCGAGGCGUGCUGCUGGUGGGAUCGUCGCCCAACACGCGCACAAAGCUGCGCGCGGGCGUGCUCUGCGUCAUCGCGCUGGUCUGCAUCCGGCUCGCGGCAAUUGCGCGCGUGUGCCGGGAGGAACAAGCGCCGUACUGCGAGAACACGUUCUUCUCCUCCUCUUCCACCUCCUCCGGUGCGCUCAACAGCCCGUACAUCAUCGCUGGCGCCUAUGUGUUCGCCUACCUGCUUCCCGGGCUGAUCGGCAAGUUCCUUGAGCAGAGCAAGAGCAACGUGGGCAUUGCACGCGUGUUCGCAAAGUGGGUGUUGCGGCCGACGCUGAUGACGGGCGCUGGAGUUUGGGCGAUGGACUGGGCGAGUCCGUUGGAUGCGGUGCAGCGCGGCGGGUGGGGGCCCACGCUGGAAACGGUCAAGCAGUGGACGGUCAAGGUGGAUCUGGUGGUGCUGGGGGUGGUGGCCGUGGCGUUUUGGGUGUUUGCCCCGCUGUGUUUGGAGAUCCGACGCGAGGGGGGCGAACACGAGGGGCAGCAGCCCAAGGUGACGAUCUUGGGGUACGCCAACAGUUUCGGCAGCAGCUAUGUGCUGUUGGUUGGUGUGGUGGUAGGGUUGCUGUGGGUUGUGACGCAGCCGAUGGGGCAGUUGGCAGUCGGGCUGGUGUGGGUGGCUGCGAUGGCGUGUGUCGAGCUGGGCGAUGCCGAGAGAGACGUUGUUGUGCUGCAUCGGCAGAGGCUGGCGUCGCAAUCGUCUCCCGGAAGUACCACUCCAGCUGCCGCCGCUGCACCUCCCACUCCAACGCGGCCCAUCCACCUCACUUCCGCCGAGAUCAGCACGUACGCGCUCCUCGCCCACCUCGUCUUCUUCUCCACGGGCCACCAAGCCACGCUCGCCUCGAUCCAGUGGCGGCUCGCGUUCCUCACCUCGCCCACACUCACCUACCCGCUCUCUCCCCUGCUGGUCGCGCUCAACUCGUUCGGACACCUCACCCUGCUCCCGCCGCUGCUCACGACGCUCGGCGUGCUCUGGAACGCCACCCCGCUCCCACGGGGGAGCGGGCGGCGCAUGGCAACUCCGCGCCAGCUGCUGUCCGGACUCAUGACACUCCACGUGUACGCGCUGGCGGUUCUGGUCAGCACGGCGCUCGUGAGCGGGCUGCUGUUCCGCCGCCAUCUGAUGCUCUUCAAGGUGUGGACGCCGAGGUUCAUGUUGGCGAGCGUGUGGGCCGUGGGCGGGCAGAUGGCCGCCGUGGCCGCGGUGCUGGCUGCGUGGCAGACGAGCAACAAGGUCAACCGCAUCUUUGGGAGCGAGUUCGCCUAG